AUGUGCCCAGCGGACCCAAUCGGGAACCACAAUGGUGGGGGAAGCUCGACCUCUACCCCAAAUGGUUGUAUGCUCGAUGAUGUGCCCAGCGGCCCUAACCCAAUCGGGAACCACAAUGGUGGGGGAAGCUCGACCUCUACCCUGAAGGUCCAUAUGCUCCAUGAUGUGCAUAGCGGUCUUAACCCAAUCGGGAAGCACAACAGUAGAGGAAGCCCACCUUCUGCCCAAAAGGACCGUAUGCUCCAUGAUGUCCCUAGCGGCCUUAGCUCAAUCGGCAACCACAAUGGUGGGGGAAGCUCGACCGCUGGCUUAAAUGGACGUAUGCUCCAUGAUGUACCCAGCGGACCUAACCUAAUCGGAAACCAUAAUGGUGGGGGAAGCUCGACCUCUGCCCUGAAGGGUCGUAUGCUCCAUGAUGUGCUCAGCAACCCUAACCCAAUCGAAAAGCACAACAGUGGGGGAAGUCCGCCUUCUGCCUUGAAGGGCCGUAUGCACCAUGAUGUGCCUAGCAGCCCUGACCAAAUCGGUAACCACAACGGUGGGGGAAGCUCGACCUCUGCCCCGAAUGGCCAUAUGCUGCAUGAUGUGCCCAACGUCCCAAACCCAAUCGAGAACCAUAACAGUGGGGGAAGCCCGCCCUCAGCACUAAAGGGCCGUAUGCUCCAUGAUGUGCCAAGUGGCUCUAACCCAAUCGGGAACCAAAAUAGUGGGAGAAACCUACUCUCUGUCUCGAAGGGCCAUAUGCUUCAUGAUGUACUCAAUGGCCCUAACCCAGACGGGAACCGCAAUGGUGGGGGAAACCCGCCCUCAGCACUGAAGGGCCAUAUGCUCCAUGAUUGGAAGAGUAGCAGUGGCGAGCAGAAGUUUUUUCCAGCGUCAGCAAGUAGUGAAAUAGGUUAAUUAAAAUCCACUCUUGGCCUCACUAGUAGAGCUGGAGUUAUUCUUAUAUCUCCUCGACAAGACACUGUUGGGCCAAUUUGUCGGACUGUAUUGGAUGCAGUGUUUGUUUUGGAGGAAAUUGUUGGUUUUGAUCAAAGGGACAAGAAAGCUACAAUAGCAUCAUCCAAGUUCAUACCUGCUGGGGGUUACAAGCAAUUUCUCAAGGCAGAGGGUCUUAGAGAGAAACGAUUGGGGAUCCUAAGAGAGCCUUUCUUCAAUUUCUCAGGGACAUCUGUGUUAGCACAGACAUUUGAAACCCAUUCUAAAACAUUAAGGCAAAAGGGAGCCAUUCUGGUAGAUAACAUAGAAAUGUCAAAUAUUAAUGUCAUUUUGGAUGUUCGAGAGAGCGGAGAAGGGUUGGCAUUGCUCUAUGAGUUCAAAAAGGCAUUGAAUGCUUACUUGUCUAAACUACUGGUUUCUCCUGUUAGGACAUUGGCAGAUGUGAUUGCUUUCAAUAUAAAGCAUUCAAAAGAGAUGGUUAUUUGGCACCGGAAGCUGAAAGAGUAUGGACAAGACAUUUUCAUACAGGCUGAGAGCUUAAACAGGUCAAACAGUAGCCAAGUAAAAAGGGCCAUAUCAAAUCUCAAAGAGUUAUCAAGAAAUGGUGUUGAGAAGGUGAUGAGGGAGAAGAAAUUAGAUGCUAUUCUGGCUCCUGCUGAUACUCCUGUCUAUACCAUAUUAGCAAUUGGAGGUUAUCCUGGGAUCACUGUGCCUGCUGGCUAUGACGAGGAAGGUGUGCCAUUUGGGAUUUGUUUUGGUGGACUCAGGGGCUCAGAGCCCAAGUUGAUUGGGAUCGCCUAUUCUUUUGAGCAAGCAACACACAUUAGAAGGCCUCCAACCUUCAAGUCUUGA
Amborella trichopoda is the source of this 1791-nucleotide messenger RNA. The record is from RefSeq and is a predicted model, not a curated record. Lineage: Eukaryota; Viridiplantae; Streptophyta; Magnoliopsida; Amborellales; Amborellaceae.